Molecule: messenger RNA, 858 nt
Organism: Penicillium waksmanii
Lineage: Eukaryota; Fungi; Ascomycota; Eurotiomycetes; Eurotiales; Aspergillaceae
Product: alpha/beta hydrolase
Exons: 2
Coding region: 1-858 (285 amino acids)
Molecular function (GO): hydrolase activity
Source: RefSeq, a predicted model, not a curated record
AUGAACCGAGACCGUCUGGAGAUCGUUCCACAACCUGAGCUGAACAUCCACGAAUUUGAUAUUCCCGCACGAGAUGGACAUUCUAUCUGCGUCCGAGCAUACAAACAAUCGGGUCAGAUCGACCUGCCUCUCCUAAUGUAUCUGCACGGUGGUGGCUUUAUUACAGGAGGCCUUGAAACAGACGAUGUCUCAUGUCGUGCGUUGGCAGCGCAGAUUCCCGUACUUGUAUUAAAUGUCGAAUAUCGACUGGCGCCAGAGAACCCAUUUCCAACUGGCCUUGAGGAUAGUUUUGAUGUCUUUCGCUGGGCUGUCUCUCACGGAUCCUCCCAGCUACCCAUUAACCUGCAGCGAGGUUUCAUUCUGGGUGGCACGUCUGCCGGCGCCAACUUUACAGCCGGCAUUGCCCAUCUUGCAGUGCAAGAAGGGUUGGCACCGGCACUGACGGGGCUAUUGUUCUUGGCAGGUAGCUUCUGUCAUCCCGAUGUACGCCCAGAGGAGUAUCGUGAUCGGAUCCUCAGUGUGGAUGAGAUCAACGAUGCGCCGGGACUCACACGAAAAUCCAUUGACUAUUUUGCGGCCAAGUAUGGAGCUCCGCCAGAAGACAAGCGUCUCUCGCCACUUCUUUUUGAAUCGCAUGCCAAUCUGGCGAAGAAGGCUAUCUUCUAUGUUUGUGGAUGGGAUCCCCGACGCGAUGAGGCGUUGUUGUUCGUGGAAUUGUUGAAGGAGGAAGAAAUUGAUACAAAGGCGUAUGUCUAUCCGGGACUGCCACAUGGCUUCUGGACAACUUGCCCUGACCUAGAUGUACCGAAGGAUUGGCAGAGGGACUUGAUCGAAGGUGUUCGAUUCCUCUUGGAAUAG